Messenger RNA from Daucus carota subsp. sativus, 1494 nucleotides. RefSeq lists its product as uncharacterized. Lineage: Eukaryota; Viridiplantae; Streptophyta; Magnoliopsida; Apiales; Apiaceae. The record is from RefSeq and is a predicted model, not a curated record. The coding region runs from base 1 to 1494 and encodes 497 amino acids. The transcript has a single exon.
AUGUUGAAAUUACAGAAUUGGAAAGCGAGAUAUGGUGUUAGUGAUAGCGCAUUCAAUGAUUUGCUCUCGACAGUUGGCUCAUUCCUACCUCAGGAUAAUACAUUACCUGUUAACUCAUACGAAGCAAAAAAAACUCUUUCGAAUUUAGGCCUCGAGUAUACAAAAUUCCACGCGUGUCCCAAUGAAUGUGUUCUAUACAGGGGUGUAUAUGAGACUACUUUGGAGUGUCCAAAGUGCAAGCUUUCUCGCUGGAAGGUGGGUAAGGAUGGUAGAGAACGGUAUAAAGUCCUGGCAAAAGUUAUGUGGUACUUUCCGGUCAUUCCAAGAUUUAAACGGAUGUUUAAAUCUUCUUCGACAGCUGAGUUGUUGACAUGGCAUUCCACCAACCAAAGAAUUCAGGAUGGACAGAUGCGCCAUCCUGCCGACUCACCUUCUUGGCGGAAUAUCGAUUACAGGUGGCCUGCCUUCGGAAGUGAGCCAAGAAAUCUUCGACUAGCUUUGGCGGUUGAUGGUAUCAACCCACAUAACAAUGGGCUGACCAAUCGUUAUUCUUGUUGGCCGGUAGUAUUGGUAACAUAUAAUCUUCCUCCGUGGUUAUGUAUGAAGAGGAAAUUUAUGAUGUUAACUAUAUUAGUCUUCGGUCCACAUGAACCAGGUAACAACAUUGAUGUGUUCUUACAACCGUUAGUUGAUGAUUUGAAAAAGCUUUGGGAAGAAGGUGAACCGAAUGUAUAUGAUGCCUUCACAAAAUCUUUUUUCACUUUAAGGGCUGCUUUGUUAUGGAUGAUUAAUGAUUUCCCGGCAUAUGGUAAUUUGUCUGGCUGUGUCAACAAGGGUUAUUUGGGUUGUCUAGUGUGUGGUGGUGAUACUGUUGCUAACUACUUGCCUUAUAGUAGGAAAAUAUGUUACCAAGGUCAUCGUCGGUAUUUACCUAGACAUCAUCCAUACAGGAAGAAUGAAGUAGCCUUUAACGGUCAACAAGAGUUUGGGCAGCCCAGGCCACCCCUUUCUGGACAAGAGGUGUUAGAACAACAAGAAAACAUUAAGUUUUCUUUUGGAAAGGAAGUAAGGAAGUCGAAGAAGGUGGAUUGUGCUUGGAAUAAGAACUCUGUAUUUUUUGAGUUUGAAUACUGGAAAUUCCAUUAUGUUCGUCACUGCCUUGAUAUUAUGCAAGUGGAGAAAAAUGUGUGUGAUAGUCUUAUUGGGACGUUAUUGAAUUUAAAGUUCAAGUACAAAGAUAGCGAGGCGUCUCGUCUUGAUAUGAUGGACAUGGGGGUUAGGACUGAUUUAGCUCCAGAACAAGGAGUCAAAAAAACUUAUCUGCCUCCUUCCUGUUUUACUCUAACAAAAGCAGAAAAAAGAAAAGUGUUGAAGUCACUAUCAUCAAUGAAGCUGCCAUAUGGGCAUUCCUCAAACAUCAGAAAUUGUGUAUCCAUGGCAGAUUUAAAGAUAUUUGGGAUGAAGUCUCAUGACUGCCAUGUACUUCUUCAAUAA